This is a messenger RNA of Neurospora tetrasperma FGSC 2508, 982 nucleotides long. RefSeq lists its product as uncharacterized. Lineage: Eukaryota; Fungi; Ascomycota; Sordariomycetes; Sordariales; Sordariaceae. Gene Ontology annotation, cellular component: mediator complex. Gene Ontology annotation, biological process: regulation of transcription by RNA polymerase II. Gene Ontology annotation, molecular function: transcription coregulator activity. The transcript is spliced from 3 exons. The record is from RefSeq and is a predicted model, not a curated record. Bases 156 to 848 code for a protein of 230 amino acids.
AAAGCACAACCAAACCACCAACAGGCGCAUCCAAGAAGUUGACAGCAGCGACAUAAAAUCAUAAACUACCCAAUUGGACUCACUACAAUAUAUAUUUACCGAUAAUUUCAUACGCAUGAGCAUCAACCCAUCGAUUCGACAAACUUCACAUCAGCAUGGACAACAUCGCCCAACCCCAAGGGCAACUACAGCUCCAAUCCCAAAUGGACAUCGACAUCCAUGAACCCUUUACAACCGCCGAACACAUUCAGCAGCUCAGCAACAUCGACAAUGACAUCGUCUCCCUUCUCGAACUAACCUCCAACGCCCUCCGCUGCCUCGCCUCCCCACCACCUACAUCAUCCGACACCCAGAACCAAACCGAAGCCGAACAACAAAAACAACAAGCACAAGACCAAGAAGACGCAACAACCCGCUUCACCCAAAUCCAAUCCACCUUCCUCUCCACCCUCGACCGCGUCGAUAAGCAACUCCGUCGACAAAUCUACGCCAUGGAAGAAGCAGGCAUCAUCAACCUCCGCUCUUCCUCCUCCAACUCCAAUCCCAAUAACCCCGACGACGACGCCAAGAUCGAGACGCACCGCGGCGCCAAGUGGGUGCGGCCCGUGGUGGCACGACUGGACCCGGACGGUGUAGGGAGGUAUGGGAAUCUGGAUGUAGGGAGGAUGAAUAUGGCGAUUGAUACCGUGGAGAGGGAUAUGGAACGGGAGCUGUGGCUGAGGGCGAGGGAGCAUGCGGAGAGGGUGGUGAAGGAGAAAGGAGUUCCUGCUGCUGGUGUUGGGCCGCUUGGUGCAGGUGGUGUGAUUAAGAAGGAGGAGGCAGGAGCGGAUCGGAUGGAUGAGGAUUAGAGGUCACGUCCCCUUUUUGGUGCUGGUGAUGCUGGUGGUGGUCCACCGGUGGUUAAUGAGGAUUAGAGGUCCGGUUCCCUUGGGGCUGGUGGCUCUGAGGGCGCGGUUGUUCUAGAGGCAGGAUCAGCAGAGGG